This is a messenger RNA of Acanthosepion pharaonis, 1170 nucleotides long. Lineage: Eukaryota; Metazoa; Mollusca; Cephalopoda; Sepiida; Sepiidae. The record is from the annotation of a GenBank genome assembly.
AUGCAUAUGUUUCUUACUGCUAGCCUUCUAAUUCCAUACUUCACAUUUUCUCUUUCACUCUUCCUUACUGUCUAUCUGAUUCCCUUCCCUUUCCUUUCCUAUACUCACUCUCUUUCUUUCUUCCUCUGGUCUGAAUCCUUUUCUAUCAACCUCUCCUUUCUUUCCAUCCCCUUUCUUUUCUUCAUUUCUUUACCUCUCUUUCUCCAAAUUAUCUGCUCCCUUUCCCUUCUCACUCUCUCUUCUCUAUCCUUCUUUGUCAUCCUCUCUUCACUUUCCAUCUUUUUCUUUUCUUCAUUUAUUUACCUAGCAUUCUUGAAACACUUCCUCUCUAUCAUCUCUAUCCUUUUCUAUCAUCCUGUCCUUUUUUCUCUUUCUUUAUCUUUCAUAAUUAUCUGUUUCAAUUUCACCCUCGCUUCUCUAUGCUUUUCUAUCAUCCACUCCAUUCUCCUUUCUUUUCUUUCUUUACCUCACUCUCUUUUUCUCCAGAGCCUAUGUUUCCCUUUACCUUUCACUCUCUCUUCUCUAUGCUUUUUUGUCAUCCUUUCCUCUCUUUCCAUCCUCUUUCUUUUCUUCGGUUUUUACCUCUCUUUCUCCAAACUAUCUACUCUUUCUCUCUCUUCUCUAUCCUUCUCUCAUCUUUUUCCAUAUUCUUUCUUUUUUUACAUUUCUUUACCUUACAUUCUCCAAACUAUCUUCUCCCCUUUUCCUCCUCUCUCUCUCUCUUGUCUCCAUCUGUUUCAAUCAUUCUCCUCUCUUUGCAUCCCCUUCAUUUCUUUACCUCACUUUCUCCAAACUAUCUACUUCACUUUCCCUCUCACCCUCCUCUUCUCUUCCUUUCUUUCUUUAGUCCUUUCUUUCUUUCUUUCUUUUUCUUUUUUCUUUCUUUCUUUAGUUCUUUCUUUCUUUCUCCAACCUAUCUUCUCUUUUCCUCUUCUCUCUCUUCCACUUUAUCUGCUUCCCUCUCCAACACCUCACUCACUUCUUCUUCCUCUCUCUUCUCUCUCUAUCCUCACUGAUUUCCUAUGCUCUCUCUAUCUUACUUUCAUCUUUUCACCUGACUCUUCUUCUCUUUCUAUCCUUUUCUUCAUGAUUUCAUUUCUCUUCUUGCCUCCCCUCCCUCCUACCUUUCUUUCUGCCUCUUUUUCUUCUGUUUUCAAGUGUUCAGAAUAG